Molecule: messenger RNA, 1623 nt
Organism: Aspergillus brunneoviolaceus CBS 621.78
Lineage: Eukaryota; Fungi; Ascomycota; Eurotiomycetes; Eurotiales; Aspergillaceae
Product: HECT-type E3 ubiquitin transferase
Exons: 4
Coding region: 196-1623 (475 amino acids)
Biological process (GO): protein autoubiquitination; protein polyubiquitination; proteasome-mediated ubiquitin-dependent protein catabolic process
Cellular component (GO): cytosol; ubiquitin ligase complex; nucleus
Molecular function (GO): cyclin binding; ubiquitin conjugating enzyme binding; ubiquitin protein ligase activity
Source: RefSeq, a predicted model, not a curated record
CAGCUGGGCUCCCAAUCACCACCAACUUCACUUAUCAACCCUCCAAAAAAAACUUGUGCACAGACAGCAUUAAAUCAUAACGUCACCACCACUAUCAAUCGCUCCACUAAUACAAAAGCAUACUAACUAUAAGAGAUCUCAAUACAGCAAAACCGGGGAACCACACCCCCCCCUCUUUCGGCACAAGAGAAAAAGAUGCAACCAACACCAGGGACAGCCGAGGACGAGGACCAGAAGAACCCUCUGAUCUACCUCCAUGCCGAACUCCUCCCGCACAUCCGUCACAUCACCCUCUAUGUCUCUGUUUCUGCUGAGGACAGCGACGCCCAUGCCCAAUCGCAAGACACCUGUCCUAAAUCAGCGAAGGAAACAAAGGGAGGAGAUGUGCAAAUCACACUCUCCGAGUCCCGGCGCGCGGUGUCGGUGUCAGUCCCACCGGCGGCCUCGCCACAACUGCCGGAGAACCGUGGCGAUGAUGCUUCUCCCGAAACAAGAGCAGCGAUGGACGCGGAACCCGAAACGGAAACGAUGAAACUCCCCGCGCGCGUCACGGAGGCCGCACGAUAUGUGCUUCGCGCCCCGCAGUGGCAGCGUACUUCUUCUGAGGGGAGGAGGCGGGAGGCGUCGUUUCGGAUGCAGGUUGUUGGGGAGGGUACCGGUGAUCAGACAAAUGGGACUGGAUUGUUGGCGGGGAGGGGCGGGGAUGAGGAGCUGGGGGGCGGGUUUGUGCCGUGGAGGGCGCCGGAUAUGCGGCCGGGGACGCGGGUCAGGUGUCGUCGGUGUGAGAGCGUGGUUCUGGAUCAACCUGCGCGAUCGGCGGAGGGGUGGGUGUGGAAGGACCUGCCCAGUGGGAAUUGGGCGGAGAUGAUGGAUUUUUGGCAUUGUCAUAAGCCGGAUCCUGAGGGUGGUCAUGAGCAUGGAGAUGAUCCGAAUGCAAUGGUCAAAGGGUAUGGAGCUGCGAAUCAGGUCGUGGCUACUGUGGGUACGAUCCUGGUGGAUGUCGCGGCUUUUCUGGUGGCGGUGGAGGAUUGUUUGGGGGUGAUGAAGGUAAGGACCUGUUCCUUUUUCUGUGGUCUUUUUGACCCGGACUCCGAUGAUAUCCGCUGCUGCGAUUGUAAUACAUUACUCGGCCAGGUCGAUCCUAUAGCCCAAGGCUGGAGACUCUUCAAGACCGCUAUCUCCGCAACAAAGACGAAAACUGAUACUGGUACCGAGCAAAUGGAGUGGGAAUACUACCCCAUCGAGGUCAUCAUCGCCGCCCAACUCCUGGAACUAGUCGAACGAGAAAGCGCGCGUCGCUUCGUCGUGCACUGCGGACAUAGCAGUGGAUUGUUGAUCUGGGUUUUCAACCCCGACAUGCGGUAUUCCAACUCGAGCGCCCACCACAGCAUCGCCGCCCAACGAGCGAUGAAGGUCUUCUUCCAGCCUCUCCACAAUGUGGAGCAGACGCUGCACCCGGAGGUCGGGAAGCCGUCGACUACGCUGGCGUUGGAGGAGGUGCGGUUGCCGGAGGAGACGUAUCGGGCUUUCGAGGAGGUGCUGUACCGGAGGAAUGCGAUGCUGCCCGUGUCGGCGAGGGUGUUCAGGGAGUGGAGGGUGGGGGUUUUGCAUCGGUUGCAGUGA